Gymnodraco acuticeps is the source of this 1405-nucleotide messenger RNA. Its product is annotated as phospholipase A and acyltransferase 3-like. The coding region runs from base 170 to 685 and encodes 171 amino acids. Gene Ontology annotation, biological process: N-acylphosphatidylethanolamine metabolic process. NCBI's taxonomy places the organism in Eukaryota, Metazoa, Chordata, Actinopteri, Perciformes, Bathydraconidae. The record is from RefSeq and is a predicted model, not a curated record. Gene Ontology annotation, molecular function: glycerophospholipid phospholipase A1 activity; A2-type glycerophospholipase activity. The transcript has 5 exons. Gene Ontology annotation, cellular component: cytoplasm.
UCAUAAGCUCACAGCACCAACCAGCUGAUCUUCUAACAGCUGAGCUCUGCUUUCAGCGUCGGUUUGGUUCGGACGUCGCCCCUUACAUUUAAAGAAUAAUUUGUCCUACAGGUGCUGCAAGUCACCAAAGAACACAAAGGAGUGGAAACCAGGUGAAAUAAACGCUGACAUGGCGCCAACACUGUAUGAUGUAAAACCAGAGGUCGGGGAUUUGAUUGAGAUCUACAGGGGAACCUAUCAGCACUGGGCUGUGUAUGUGGGCGAUGGCUUCAUUGUCCACUUGGCACCGCCUUCUGAGGUUGCGGGGGCCGGUGCCAGCAGUAUCAUGUCUGUUCUCUAUGAGAAGGCCUUUGUGAAGAAAGAGGAUCUGUGGGAUGUGGUGGGAACCAACGAGUGGAAAAUCAACAACAGCCUGGAUGAGGAGUGCGAGCCCCGCCCGGCAGAGGUCAUUGUGAGGGACGCCUGUGCGAUGGUCGGUAAAGAGCUGCCAUACUGCGUCUUCAGAGGGAACUGUGAGCACUUUGCCACCGAGCUGCGCUACGGAAAAGCAGAGUCCCGGCAGGUGCGUAAGGCAGGACAAACCGUCAUGGUGGCCGGUGCGGCUGCGUUUCUGGGUCUUGGUCUCGUGGCUCUGGCAGGAGCUUUUUUCGGAGGCGGCAAGAAGGAAAACAAGAACGAAAAGUGAUACAAGUCCCAGGGCGCCUCUUCAGGGAAACAUGAGAAGAUCACCAGCAAAGCCUGCUUCCUAUCAUGAUCACUCACAGGAGACACUGACUAAUUGACAUAUUGUUAAUAACCCAAAAACCUGGUUGAUUUCUAUCCUGCAUAGUCAUCUUUACCUCCAUGUGUCCUGCAUGCCUUCCCUGGUUUGACUGACAAUGCAAAGCUUUUUGGGUGUGAUCAAAGCCAUGUAUUUUUCAUGGCAUUCUAACAUUUAUAGCAUACAUGAGCACAACAAACUAAUUUGAGUAAUGAAGCAGCCAAUACAGAAUAUGUUAACAUGUUUUAAAAUAAAAUGAAGAUUUUGAAGUUGAAUGUAUAUGUUUCGGAUUGUGAAGGAUGUGAGAGGUUAGGGAGGUAUUUUUCUAUUUAUUAAAAACAAAACAUUGAUAUUUGUUAGUUGCUAAUGAAGAUAUAAUAUACUUGAGUCAAACUUAGAAAAAUACUAUUUUACAUAAUCAAUUAACACUAACUAAAUUGUAAUUACAUUUUAUGCAAGAGCACAGUCACUACGACCUUCUGUUCAGUGUAAAAACACUGAUGAACUUUGGGUCCUAUCGAGAGUAGACGUGUCGACUCAAUUAAUUCUACACAUUUGCAGUUUUGUUAUGAAAUGAGUUCACAAGUUAACUGGAAAUUCACAACACGUUGUCUUCCUCUUUUGAAUAAAGAAUAAUUUGUGUGA